This is a messenger RNA of Polypterus senegalus (gray bichir), 4864 nucleotides long. RefSeq names its product acetylcholinesterase (gene ache). The transcript is spliced from 4 exons. The record is from RefSeq and is a predicted model, not a curated record. Lineage: Eukaryota; Metazoa; Chordata; Cladistia; Polypteriformes; Polypteridae. Gene Ontology annotation, cellular component: plasma membrane. Gene Ontology annotation, biological process: choline metabolic process; acetylcholine catabolic process. Gene Ontology annotation, molecular function: acetylcholinesterase activity. Bases 245 to 2113 code for a protein of 622 amino acids.
GAUCUCGCGAGAGCUCGUCCGGCCUUUAAUUGUAGGGGGUUAUUAUAGGAGCCGAUAAGCAGCUAGCACUUCCACAGAUGAGCAGACAGAUCACUGGGGAGCCGGAGAGAAGACGCCAGACGAAGGAAAACAGCCAACAACCCAGCGAGACAUACAUAGGUGUUGGAGAGAAGACGCCAGACGAGGGAAAACAGCCAACAACCUAGCGAGACACAUAAAGAGCAAAAAAAUUACCUAUUUGAAGAUGGCAGAACCUUCCUCCUUCUGCCGGCCUCUUCUGCGCCCCAAUCAAUUUGUCCGUUCACUUCAACUUCUCCUGAUCUUCCAUAUACUUGCAGUCUGCCUAACACAGGACAUGGAGUACAUAGUCAACACACGCGCAGGUAAAGUGAAAGGGACACGACUGCCAGUUCUCAAUGGACACGUGCUAGCAUUUCUGGGUGUGCCUUAUGCUGAGCCCCCUGUAGGAAAACUACGUUUCCGGCGCCCUGAACCCAAAAAGCCUUGGCAAGGAGUGAAAGAAGCUUUUACAUAUCCCAGCGCCUGCUACCAGUAUGUUGAUAUGUCUUAUCCAGGAUUCCCUGGCAUAGAGAUGUGGAACCCAAACCGGGACAUGAGUGAGGAUUGCCUGUAUAUAAAUAUUUGGGUUCCCUUCCCACGUCCAAAAAAUGCUACGGUAAUGGUCUGGAUCUAUGGAGGAGGAUUCUACAGUGGAUCUUCUUCACUUGACGUUUAUGAUGGUCGCUAUUUGGUCCACACGGAGAAAGUUAUUCUGGUGUCUAUGAACUACAGAAUCGGUGCUUUUGGUUUCUUGGGUCUACAAGGCUCUGCAGAAGCCCCAGGCAACAUGGGUAUUCUAGAUCAAAGGCUGGCUCUCCAGUGGGUUCAGGAGAACAUUCAUUUCUUUGGUGGGAAUCCCAAGACAGUUACUAUUUUUGGUGAAAGUGCGGGAGCAGCAUCAGUGGGGAUGCACGUCCUCUCCCCAGACAGCCGACCAUUUUUUACCCGUGCAAUAAUGCAGAGUGGGGCACCCAACUGUCCAUGGGCUACAGUAAGCCCUACAGAAGCACGCCGAAGAGCCACACAGCUUGCAAAUAAUGUUGGUUGCCAAGGAGGAAAUGACAGUGAAUUAGUUGAUUGCCUAAGAACAAAAUCUCCUCAGGAGCUGAUAGACCAUGAAUGGCAGGUUCUCCCUUAUACACAUAGCUUGUUCCGGUUCUCCUUUGUGCCAAUGGUUGACGGAGUUGUGUUUCCUGACACACCUGAAGCCAUGCUUAGCUCAGGUAACUUCAAGGAAACUCAGAUACUGCUGGGCGUCAACCAAGAUGAGGGCUCCUACUUUCUCCUCUAUGGUGCUCCAGGUUUUAGCAAGGAUAAUGAAAGCCUCAUCAGCAGAGAGGACUUCCUUGAAGGGGUUAAGAUGGGUGUUCCUCAUGCCAAUGACAUAGGGCUGGAAGCAGUUAUCCAUCAAUACACUGACUGGAUGGACGAGAAUAAUCCCGUGAAGAACAGAGAUGCCAUGGAUGAUAUUGUGGGAGACCACAAUGUGAUCUGUCCAGUGCUACACUUUGCUGGCUCAUAUGCCCAACACUCUUUAAACUUGAACAAUGCACAGGGUGCAGGGAGCAACAGUGGAGUUUAUGCUUACUACUUUGAUCACAGAGCCUCCAAUCUGGUGUGGCCCGAGUGGAUGGGAGUCAUCCAUGGUUAUGAGAUUGAGUUCGUCUUUGGUCUGCCCCUGGAAAAGAAGCUGAAUUACACAGUUGAUGAGGAGCGUCUGAGCCGUAAGAUGAUGAGAUACUGGGCAAACUUUGCACGUACUGGAAGUCCAAAUGAUCCAUCAGACCCUGGACGCAAGUGGCCUGUCUUCACACUUUCAGAGCAGAAAUAUGUUGGACUUAACACAGAGCCAAUGAAAGUCUUCAAAGGACUCCGCACUCAGGUGUGCGCCUUCUGGAACCAUUUUCUGCCAAAGCUGCUUAACAUCACAGAUAACAUUGAUGAGGCAGAGCGACAGUGGAAGCUAGAAUUUCACCGAUGGAGCUCCUAUAUGAUGCACUGGAAAAGCCAGUUUGACCACUACAGCAAGCAGGAACGCUGUGCCGACCUGUAGGAGCUACAUGCAUGACUGUUUUGCUUGUGUCAAUGAACGAGUGUGUCAGUUCGAAGCAGUGCAGCUGGAGUGAGUGCUGCGCAAGCCUGCGGAGCGGCGGUCUGCCGGAGGAUGUGUACAACUAAGAAGAGCUGGGAGGGCAGUGCCGGUCCGUUAAUGUGUUUCCAUGUUAAUUUACAAACUGUGCACUGUGUUCUGUUUCCCACCCCUUCAUUCCCCCCUACCUCAACUGAAAGCACUCUAUUGAAUGAGCUUUAGUCUUGUCACCUAAUUUAUGAUCCUCUCUCUAGCAUACACUCCUGCAGGCUGAGUAAGGUUAUCUGAUGAAAUCAAUCACCUGAGCAUAAAGAAAGAAGCAAUGCUCACUUGCUUAUAUAGUACCCUUCCCAUUUAGUCAAAUCUUUUUCAAUCUUCUUCCUUACAACUAACUCCUUGAUAGCCCUUCUUAAGUCCCUCAGCAUUUUUUGGAUCCAGUCUUUUAAAAGACAUUAUGCCUUAGAUGUCCCACCAGGAAGCUGGUCUUCCAGUUGUCAUUUUAAUUGUUAGUUAGGACGCACCUUGUUUUACUUUAGGUCUUUCUGCUGUUCACCUGUCCGUGUACAAUACACCAUGUGAACCCCAUGUUAGGACCAUUUGGAGGAGAUCUUCUUAUUUGAUGUCUUGUAACAUAUUCGUGAGGUCUGCUGUGCUGGAACUUUUCAUUUGCUGUGCCCAGUUGGUGCUGCCAGUUCAUCCACAUUUGGAGACAAGGAUUGGAAACUUCUGAUUUCAAAUAUCUGUCCUGCUUACUUGACAUGGCUUGUCAUGGAUCCAUGAGCUUCUGCUGAAUGCUCAUUGGUCUGAGAGGAUAUGAUGAAAGGCACACGAAGAGUAACAUCUGUGUGCUUCUGACCAUGCAUAACACAACUACGAAUGAAAUCCUUAACAGAGUACAAUCGGCUUGAGCAGGAGAGCUUUCUGUGUACAAAGUCAAUUAGCAAUUUCUGUUGUAAAAGCACCACCUGCUGGACAAGCUGUCCAUCCUAAUCAGGUCAAAUAAUGGCCAUUACUAGUCCAUCAGAGAAGGUCUAAUUGUGUGGUAAGUCCCCAUAUCAUCUAAUGCAGACACUUUCCAGAAUUUCAAGACAUCUUCCAGGUGCCAGUGUCCACACUAUGGGAGCAAGCAUUCCUUGCAUUAUGGCCUCUGCUUAGUAGUGUUGGCUUCUACAGCUGCAACACUGACAAAGUAGUAGUAGUAGUAGUAGUAUUAAAGUAGUCUCCCUUUGCUUGCAGUGGUGAUCUGCAUUUGGCAGUCUGUGUCCCAAUGCCGUGACAGUUACUACAUUACAUAAAGCUUUCCAUUUAGAACUCUGUCUUCGGUCUGAUGAACUUGUGUGGCACAGCCUGCUGCCCCGCUGGUCCAUGCGCCUCCUGUCCGCUGGUGUGACUGUAAUUGUGUGUGUGAGUGUGAGUGCACAGUUUUGCCCCACGACCAAAUGCCCACCCCUCUUGUAUGCUGCACUUCCUGUAGCCAAGCGAAGAAAUCCCCUCGCAUGACUCCACCCACUUCUCCACAGAGGUAACCCAUGUGACUGUUAAUCUUGUAAUAUAUUCUGAAUGUAUAAUAUUAGUAUUGACAUGACUAUGAUGUUAGCAAUAAUAGACUAUUCAGAAUAUUUAAUAUUUAAAUAUAAUGAACAAUAUUUAUUUCAUUAAGGGGGAGCAAUGUCAGGAUGGGUAAAAAUAAAGGAAAAAGUGCCAAAUAUAUACAGCAGACUGAAUAUGUUUGACAUGCUCUUUAGUACUGGAGCCACACAGGCUGCCUGGAACAGAGAGAUGUGUGUAAAGUUUUCACAAACAUCCGAUUUAGGGGGAAGAGACCCUUAUCAAUGUGAAUGUAUUCUUCUUAAUGGGAUGUAGGAGUGGGCAACCCAGGGGUGCGGAAGAAGGUUUAUGUAAGGAACAUCCUUUUAUCACGAUUGACCUAAGGUAAAGGCCGCUCUCUUAUCAAAAGAUAAGGUCAGGAACGUUUUUCAGGGUAAUGAGAGGAACGAGCCUUUCCAUUAUCAUGUUAGUUAUAGUGGAAGGGUGGAGGAUUGGUCUGGGUUCAUUUUCUACAAUUUUCUGCCCUUUUACUGAACUUGAUCCCCUAAACAACUAUCUAGUUCACUUGUAAUAUUGGGCUCUAGCUCUUGGUUCAAGCCAAGUUGUUGAAUAUCGCAAGGAAGAAAUACUAUCACAUAAAUUAAAAAGUGACUUUUACUGUUAUAAUUAACCAUUUAUGGACAGGAGCAAUUGCAUAUUUUGUUGGCAGUCUGUAUCAAGUGGUAGAUAAACUGUGUUAUUAAAAGGGGAAAAUCUUGAGAAUUAUUAGCAGAAAUACUGUAAAGCAGGGCACUUUCUCUAUUAUGUCUGUUCCCCAGCAGGUAAGGACUUUCUUGCCUUGGUCAAGCAGGUGAGCCAUUGGAACAUCAGGGUUUUUGGCAUUCUGUGUGGUUCAAGGAGAUGAAGCUUCCUCGUUAAAGUGUGUGACCACUCAGUAUGGUCAAUAAGGUCCUGGAUCAAGUUCUUAUGUCUAUUUAAUGACAAACUUUGGAAAGUCACUUGAGAGCAUGUAUACGUGCCAGUCUCAGACAAGCAUCCAGACAUUGCCCCUUCUAUCCAUCACACUGUGCUUGACCACUGUAUAUUGAUUCCGCAUGGAUGUAUAUUUGUCUGGUACUUCCCAUACUAACUGGGAGAUGACAAUAAAAAAGGUGAAAUUUCUUUCUG